GUUUUUUUCAAUGAUUGGUAACAUUGUAGCGUCUUUCUUUUAAUAUUGAGAGGUUACGUUAAACGUUGCGGCAUCUUUCAGUGUAUUUGUAUAUUUCACACGUUUCGUCUUUUUAAAGAAAUAUGAAGAAUUAAAUUUACGAUAGUUUUGAGAGGUGAUAUUACUUUAUGCAAAUAAGAUAUUAUCAUGGAUGCUGAUCUUUAUGAUGAAUUUGGAAAUUAUAUCGGGCCAGACUUAGCAUCCGAAAGUGAAGAUGAAGCAGAAUAUGGAAAUGUUGGAGAUGACGCAGAAGAUAGAGAACGUUCUGACGAGGAGAUGGAGGAUGAUAAAGAUGAAUCUAGAGAUAAUACGGAGCAAGGUUCAUCCACAGCAGUUGUUUUACACGAAGACAAAAGAUAUUAUCCUAGUGCGCUAGAAGUUUACGGUCCUGAGGUCGAAACUCUUGUACAAGAAGAGGAUGCGCAACCAUUGGACAAGCCCUUAAUAGAACCUACUAGGAAACCUAAAUUUCAAAUAAAACAACAACAACUUCCAGAGACAACUUAUAGCAUUGAAUUUUUAGCCGACAUGAUGGAUGCACCUCAUUUAAUUAGGAACGUUGUGUUACUUGGACAUUUACAUCAUGGAAAGACUACUUUGGUGGAUUGUCUAAUACGACAAACGCAUCCUUAUAUACACAGUGUAACCGAUGAAAAAGCUCUGAGGUAUACGGAUACUUUGUUCACGGAGCAACAACGUGGAGUAUCCACAAAAGCGACACCUGUAACUUUACUGUUACAAGAUGUAAAAUCAAAGUCAUAUUUGUUAAAUAUAUUUGAUACUCCGGGUCACGUGAAUUUUUCGGACGAAGCAACAGCCGCUAUUCGUUUGUCAGAUGGCGCAAUACUUAUCGUGGAUGCGGCAGAGGGUGUAAUGUUAAAUACGGAACGUCUAUUAAAACAUGCACUUCAAGAAAAGUUAGCAUUAACAGUAUGCAUUAAUAAAAUAGAUCGUCUUGUUUUGGAAUUGAAGUUACCACCUUUGGAUGCGUAUUAUAAAUUACGACAUAUCAUUGAAGAGAUUAAUGGUUUAAUAGCAUUAUAUUCGGAUUCAGAAAAUCCGGCCUUUGUUUCACCAGCAAUUGGAAAUGUCUGUUUCGCCAGUUCCGAAUAUAAUGUCUGUUUUACUCUUAAAUCUUUUGCCGCGUUAUAUGCAAAGAGUUAUCCAACUCUUAAUACUAAUGAAUUUUCAAAGAGAUUAUGGGGUGAUAUAUAUUUCAAUUCGAAAACGCGAAAGUUUACGAAAAAACCGCCGCACAAUACGGCACAACGUAGUUUUAUAGAAUUCAUAUUGGAACCUCUUUACAAAAUAUUUGCACAAGUUGUUGGAGAUGUAGAUACAACUUUGCCAGACGUUUUAAGCGAACUAGGAAUUAGAUUGACGUCGGAAGAAAUGAAAAUGAAUAUUAGACCAUUAUUGCGUUUGGUUUGUACACGUUUCUUAGGAGAUAUGUGUGGUCUAGUCGAUAUGUGUGUUAUGCAUGUUCCUAGUCCGCAGGCACACGCACCUAUAAAAGUUCAACACGUAUAUACUGGUCCUAUAGAUUCUCCUCUUGCACAAGAUAUGGUCAAUUGUGAUCCUGAGGGAAGAUUAAUGAUUCAUAGUACAAAAAUGUAUCCAACCGAGGAUUGCACGUUGUUCGUCGUUUUGGGAAGGGUAAUGUCGGGAACACUUGAAGCAGGACAACGUGUACGUGUCUUAGGUGAAGCAUAUUCGCGAACGGACGAAGAAGAUUCGCGUGUGCUUACAGUUGGUCGAUUAUGGAUAAGCGAAGCACGUUAUUCGAUUGAAUUGAGUCGUGUACCAGCAGGCAAUUGGGUACUUAUUGAAGGAAUUGACAGGCCAAUUGUAAAAACCAGUACAAUUACCGAUCUUAAUAAUACGGACGAUUUACACAUCUUCCGUCCGUUAAAAUUUAAUACGCAAAGUGUUAUUAAAAUUGCCGUUGAACCGGUCAAUCCGUCGGAAUUACCUAAGAUGUUAGACGGUUUGAGAAAAGUUAAUAAAAGUUAUCCGUUAUUGGGUACGCGAGUAGAGGAAAGCGGAGAGCAUGUUGUAUUGGGUACUGGCGAAUUAUAUCUGGAUUGUGCAAUGCACGAUCUACGUCGUAUGUAUUCUGAGAUAGAUAUCAAGGUCGCAGAUCCUGUGGUUGCUUUCGCUGAAACAGUAGUAGAAACCAGUUCUCUCAAAUGUUUCGCCGAAACACCGAAUAAAAGAAAUAAACUGACGAUGAUUGCAGAACCGCUUGAACGUGGUCUUGCGGAAGAUAUUGAAGCUGAACAUGUAAAAAUCACAUGGAACAAAAAAAAAUUAGGUGAAUUUUUCCAAACUAAAUACGACUGGGACUUAUUGGCCGCACGAAGUAUAUGGGCCUUUGGACCAGACACAACGGGUCCUAAUAUUUUGGUGGACGAUACUCUACCGUCCGAAGUCGAUAAAACAUUGUUGAGCAGUGCUCGUGACGCCAUUAUUCAAGGGUUUCAAUGGGGUACGCGUGAAGGGCCACUUUGCGAAGAACCCAUUCGAAAUGUUAAAUUCAAAAUACUCGAUGCUGUAAUAGCCCAAGAACCAUUACAUAGAGGUGGUGGUCAAAUUAUUCCUACCGCAAGGAGAGUCGCUUAUUCGGCCUUUUUAAUGGCUACCCCGAGAUUAAUGGAGCCAUAUUUCUUCGUUGAAGUUCAAGCACCGGCUGAUUGCGUGUCAGCUGUUUAUACCGUUUUAGCUAAACGUCGUGGUCAUGUCACUCAGGAUGCACCUGUUCCAGGAAGUCCAUUAUAUACUAUCAAAGCUUUUAUACCGGCCAUCGAUAGUUUCGGUUUCGAAACUGAUCUACGAACGCAUACGCAAGGUCAAGCAUUUUGUUUGUCGGUCUUUCAUCACUGGCAAAUCGUACCUGGUGAUCCACUUGACAAAACCAUUACCAUUAGACCAUUGGAACCACAACCGGCGACGCAUUUAGCCAGAGAAUUUAUGUUGAAAACGCGUAGACGUAAAGGACUAUCCGAGGAUGUCUCAAUCAAUAAAUUCUUUGACGAUCCUAUGUUGUUGGAACUGGCCCGACAGGAUGUAUUAUUAAAUUAUCCCUUGUAAUUAAUUUAAUUUAAUUAGAUAUAUUAAUAACUUGUAAAAUAUGAGAAUAUUAAAUGAAAUAAAAUUGUUAUUUUUU
Molecule: messenger RNA, 3205 nt
Organism: Vespa velutina
Lineage: Eukaryota; Metazoa; Arthropoda; Insecta; Hymenoptera; Vespidae
Product: 116 kDa U5 small nuclear ribonucleoprotein component
Exons: 8
Coding region: 187-3129 (980 amino acids)
Biological process (GO): mRNA splicing, via spliceosome
Cellular component (GO): U4/U6 x U5 tri-snRNP complex; U2-type catalytic step 2 spliceosome; cytosol
Molecular function (GO): GTPase activity; translation elongation factor activity; GTP binding
Source: RefSeq, a predicted model, not a curated record